AUGAGUUUCACGAUUCAACUCCUCAUUGGGGCGUUUGUUGCGCUACCAGUUGCUACGUUACUAUAUUCGGUGUUCUACUACCUUACCGAUGUCCACCGUCUACGCCGAUUUCCUUCACCGUCUUUGACGGCUGCAUUGUCGCCUUUGUGGAUGAUGUGGCACAAUGCUCGGGGCAAAAAGUAUGAAGCUCUCGACGUGGCACACCAAAAGCUCGGCCCUGUUCUUCGAGUCGGUCCUAAAACACUCUCCUUCUCGGCUCCAGAGGCAUACAAAGAUAUAUAUGGUCAUGGUUCUCCAAUUCUCAAGGAUAUCUUUUACGAUAAUUUAGCAAACGGCAAUCCAUCCAUGGGGGAUGCGACAGAUCGCCAGCUGCAUUCAAUCAAGCGGAAGAAUCUGUCAAGUAUUUUUUCAGCAAAAAACAUUCUGAGCAUGGAACCUAAAGUGACAAGCUCGGUGGAGGAGCUACUUGCAGCGAUUCGUAUCAAGCUGAACGGAGGAGCUUUAUCCAACGACGACAAGCACGUGGUUUUAGAAGGCGUAUUUGAUAUACAGCCCUGGUUGAACAUGUUUUCCUACGAUGUCAUCUCCAAGAUGCUAUGGUCUUCAUCCUAUGGGUUUCUAAAUUGCGGGAGCGAUGACUGUAACUCCAUGGCCGUCGAUGGGCGCGUCAUGAAAGUGUCAGCGAUCCGAUGCUUCCAAACUGGGGUGCAAUUCAAUGCACUUUGUGCACAUCUCCCCCCGCCAUUGUAUCAAAUUUCAAGGUUUGUUACGAAGCCAUUGUAUCAGACGGCAGCUGCAGAUCAUUUUUCAGGAAUGGCAAGAUAUGGCAUUUUCAAGCGUAUGGAACGGGGUGAUUCCGAUGACGUUGACUUCUUCUCUUUCUUCCCGACACAAAAGACCAAGAUCUGCCCUGUUCCUAUGGAGUUGCCAGAGCUUAUUGCAGAGUGCGGUACAUUUUUAAAUGCAGGAAAUGAUACCAUCCAGAUCUCACUUACCAAUACUAUUUAUGAGCUUGCAUCCCACCCAGAAUGCCAACAAAAGCUGUAUAAGCUCCUUACCGAGUCGUUGCCAAAACAAUCGCAGCCGAUUGCUUCAUACAUGGAGCUGAUACGGUUCAAUCUCCCACGAAUAAUUGUUCAAAACGGAGCUGUAAUUGCAGGCCAUCAUGUUCCAGCCGGAGUGACCGUUUCCUCCUCUGUGUAUAUGAUGCACCGAGACAAAAGCCUCUUUCGAGAGCCGCUGAAAUGGCUUCCAGAACGAUGGCUUCCCGAAAACCCAGACUUUUCGGAUGCAGAAAGAAGAAACUUGAAGGAUUUUGUUCUACCGUUUACAUCAGGAGGAAGGGCUUGUAUUGGGCGCAAUCUGGCUUACAUGGAAUUGAGCGUUUGCAUAGCUGCCCUGGUGAUGGCUUUUGAAUGGGGUAUUUCCGAGGAUGACAAGAAGAAGUUUAGCCAUUGGGAGAGCAUAAAUUGUACUCCUAGAGGUCUCAAGGUCACUGCCCGGCCCAGAUCAACGCCUUGA
Messenger RNA from Trichoderma aggressivum f. europaeum, 1521 nucleotides. RefSeq lists its product as uncharacterized. Bases 1 to 1521 code for a protein of 506 amino acids. Gene Ontology annotation, molecular function: oxidoreductase activity, acting on paired donors, with incorporation or reduction of molecular oxygen; monooxygenase activity; iron ion binding. The transcript has 4 exons. The record is from RefSeq and is a predicted model, not a curated record. NCBI's taxonomy places the organism in Eukaryota, Fungi, Ascomycota, Sordariomycetes, Hypocreales, Hypocreaceae.